AUGAGGGCGCGGGAUCAGGGGCCUGCGCGGAGUUUAUUGACGGCGGUCGUCGCCCCCCUCCCCCGCCCCGCCGCGCGGUCGCCCCCCGCCGUCCCCCCCCAGCGGCUCCUCAAGUUCAAGGUUGAAGCGGCGCGCGCAGCUCAGUGCGAGGGAGUCCGGCCCGCGCAUCGGUCGUCAGCCCUCUACUCCCGCUAUGUCAGUGCGUCGCGCCGCAGUCAGCCACGAGAACUCGAGCCCAGCUCACAUCGCCGUGAAUCGCUGACAACGCGUCAAUCGGAUUACUAUCGCACAUUCGGAUUACAGUGCCUGUGCCUGUGCUUAACUAUACUGACGUGA
Molecule: messenger RNA, 336 nt
Organism: Danaus chrysippus (African queen)
Lineage: Eukaryota; Metazoa; Arthropoda; Insecta; Lepidoptera; Nymphalidae
Source: the annotation of a GenBank genome assembly